AUGUUUUCUUUUUUAGACAUAAUUGAAAGUGGCUGCUGAUUUCACUCGUGAGAACCAGUAAAAUUUUGUUGUGGUGGUAAAUUUAGUGUCUCUUCGAGGAUAAUUUACACUGCGUCAUCAUGAGUUACGGAAGACCUCCUCCUCGUAUUGAGGGAAUGGUCUCUCUCAAAGUGGACAAUUUGACCUACCGCACAACUCCUGAAGAUUUACGCAGAGUGUUCGAAAGAUGUGGAGAAGUUGGUGACAUCUACAUACCUCGUGAUAGAUAUUCUCGCGAAAGCAGAGGCUUUGCAUUCGUCAGAUUCUACGACAAAAGAGAUGCUGAAGACGCACUCGAUGCAAUGGACGGAAGACUUUUGGAUGGCAGGGAACUCCGUGUUCAAAUGGCUCGCUAUGGAAGACCAUCAUCUCCCUACAGACAUCGCCGAGGAAGAAGGCGCCGUUCAAACUCCCGCUCCCGUUCUAGGUCCAGGUCCCGAGGCAGGAGAUAUUCUCGCUCUCACAGUGGCUCCAGAUCCCGCUCGUCAGACAGCAAGAGUUCUCGCGGCAAAUCUCGCUCUAAAUCACCCAAGCACAGCCGCUCUCGCUCCCGCUCUCACUCCUAAAUGGCGAUUGAUUGACUUUCAUCGAACUGACUGUUGUGGAGAUAUCAUGCACAGACCAUGGCCAAAAACAGCUGCAUUUGAACCUGCUUGAAGAUGCUUUUUGUUUUCAGAGGUAGUUAUUUUUACCCACCCAUUCCCAUUACUAAAUGUAUUUUUCCCCUUUUAUUCUCUCCCACUUUGCCUCAUCUUUCCUCAUUUCCAUUUCCCCAUUUGUAUUUUUAGCUCAUAGUAAAUCUACGACACAGGUCUUGUUGGUUGUUAAAACCAUUCCGGACCGAUCCCACUCCUCAACUCUUCUUCGGUUAUGGCAAUCCAAAUUUUACCAUCUCAGACAGUCAUUUUCAACUUUCAGUUUUGAAUUUUGCCUGAGAAGUUUCCAAUUUUUGUCAAAUUUUCUUCAGAAGUUGAAUUUAAUUGACUAGGUGUAAAUAAGCAAAUAAUUUCAUAGUUGGUUAGUUAAGGGCUUCUUUAUUUUUCAAUUUAAAAAAAACGUGCUCUGAUAGUAUUUAUUUUCAUCGAGUUUCACUCAUCAAAGUUGCUCGAACGAUUCCCAUUUUGCAACACUUCCAAGAGUCACUCCCCACCUAGAUUUUUUCUGUGUCUUGACACUUAUUAGGCAGAGGCUUUCACUGGCUCAUUUUCCAAGAUAGGUAACAUCAGUUCAAAUCUUGGAAGAAGCUCGAUAGGUUAAAAAUCUUAGGUAUUGAAAUCUAUUUCAUUGCUCACUGAUUAAAUUGUUAGUAAUUUCAAUGCUAAAUCAUUCAACACAAGUGACAUAGAUCCGAGUCAAGUUGCUGAUGUGCGUUGGGAGACUCAUUUAAAUUACUUUUACUUUCCUCUUGCUUUAAAACAUAUACCAUUAGUUGAUAGCCUGUCAUGUUGGAAACCUAUUACUUUUUCCCUGCUCUUAAGUUCUUGUAACUGAUCGCCAUCAUUAGUGUGUAACAUCAGAGCGUUUCAAUGGCUAAGCAAAGCUGCCAUUGUUAGCUAGGAACUUCGGAUAGAAAAGAUGUGAUAUUAUGUCUGAACUAAUAUCGUAAACUUCCAAGGCUUUGUGAAUUAUUUUUUCUCUUCAAUCUUUGAGUUGGAGGGUAAUUUCUUACAUGAAGUAGUUUUUUCUUCUCCUUUUUGUUCUUUGACAGACGCCUAAUUUUCUCUUGGGGUUAGUUUCCCAUCAGGCAUGAUUGCAAAUUAAGUCCUGUGAGAGUUCAGGAAACUUUCGCAGAAGAAUUUAUCUUUUUUUAUAAGGACUAAAUCAUACAUGAAACCUUAUCUCUAAAUGAGGAGCUGACAAAUUACUUAUUUUAUCAGAAGUACUAUGUAUGCAACAAAAGCAAACAGAUAUGACUAAAGCUAUAACAACAUAUACGCCAACGGAGGAUAUUUUUGUAAAAUAUUCUGGCCAAAUUUGACAGCUGAAAUGAAGAUAAAAAAGUCGUGAUUGUGAAGACAAAACUCUCUUAUUUAUUUAAAUUUGUGACCGAGCUUCCUUUGCAGUGGAAGUGAGAAAAGCAUCAACAGAAAGAUGUGUGGAUUUUUAGUGUGUAUGAUUUAACAUCUUUAAAUAUAUCAGUAUAAAAAUAAUUAAUUUGUACCUUGACAAUGACACACAAAAGUAAGCGUAGGAAUGGGAAGAACAAGGCUCAUUCUAAAUCCAAAUUUGAUAUCUGUCAAUCAGUGUACAUUUUAAUGGAGGCUUGUUUCUACCAUUCUCAUGUUUCCAUUUGUCCUUCAAGUAUAAAUGUUAACAGUUUUGGCUGUUGUCUCUGCGUGUCAACAAAUGUGUACGUCAGCUUUUGUCUUUUCCAUAUUGCAAGCCGUUUGUUUGCACCACUUAUGUUAGUUUAGCGAUUUCAGUUUAAAAUGUAUAAUUUCAUCAUUUUGUUUCAAGUGUGUUUCCCUAAAGUUUAAUUUUAAUUUUUUAUCUUCAAUCAUUUAUUAUCGUUUAUUUCUGGUAGCAAUUUUUCAGUAAUAUUGGUUGCCGACCUCAGUUAUUGUAUAUUUUGUGCGUCUAUGAGUGUAUGUCCAAUACAACUUUCCAUUAUCUUCAGAUACGAGAGUUUUUCCUGUAUAUUUUCAUUUAAGUAACAUCCAUCACUUUAUAAA
Bemisia tabaci is the source of this 2711-nucleotide messenger RNA. RefSeq names its product SR family splicing factor SC35 (gene SC35). The record is from RefSeq and is a predicted model, not a curated record. Lineage: Eukaryota; Metazoa; Arthropoda; Insecta; Hemiptera; Aleyrodidae. Gene Ontology annotation, molecular function: RNA binding.